GCGGAUGUUUUGAAACAUGUUCGGACAGCACGAAUUUUAUCAAAAAUGACAACAAACCUAAGACAAGAUAUUAAUUUUCAAGCUUUAUUUAAAAAAUUAGGUCAUGAUUUGGAGGAGAUCAGAAUUCGUGCCCUUGAAAAUUUACUGUCUAAAUUAGAACAUAAAUUAAUUUGUGAUGCAGACCUGAUCCAUGAACGUCAUCUCCUGAUUAGAAUAGUGGAAUGGUUUAAUUUUCCAAACAGUACAAGUAAUGCAGAUGUCCUUAAACUUUUACUCAGACUGACACAGCAUUCCCCUGCUGCUGAAAUUCUUCAGGAUAUUGGCGGAAUUGAAUUUUUGAGUCAGUUGAGAAAAGAUGUUUCCAGCUCUCUACAGCCUUUAAUUGACCAGAUUUUAGAGAAUACCAUGAGACUGCCAGAAAUAAAACAUCAGGACCAUGCACCAGAAUGCAUUUACCAAAAACAGGAAAACCAGACAGGAUUUAAAGCCGAAACAACAGUAGACACACUACAAUCCUCCCUACCUCCUGCCAAUCAAGACACACCCUAUAUAGCUGGAACCAGGGAUGAUAAUGUUGGUUAUUUUAACAGAGAUGCUAUAGAAUCAGUGCAACAACAGCAGCAGUAUCAACAAAACAAUGAAACAGCUAGUAGUUUUAUUUUGACAACCUUCCCAUGGUUGGCUCUCACAUCAACCGACAGACAUGUCAUCUUAUCAACAAACUCAUCCUUACAGAGCAGAGAGUCACAUUUGUUAGCAAGUUCCUGUGAAUUUUUAAGUGAUGUUGUCUUUAGAGAUUUUCCUUCUGAGAUAUUUUUACAAAGACCAAAUAUAGUAAAGAAUUUACUUUCACUACUUGGAUCAACAUCUAAUCAGAAUGUACAGCUAACGAUACAUGCUGCCAAAACACUGGGAGAUCUGGCAGCUUGUUUAAUGUCACGCAUAAGAUAUUACCAAGAUCCGUCAUUAUAUACGCCAAAACAAGAUUUCUGUUCACCAAGUUCAUCACCAUUUUCGAAUUCGCCGAGUUCAUUAUCAAAUCAUUCUGCACCUCCAGACAGAAAUUCAUUUGCUGGUUGGACAGAUCCAAGACCCAGAGGUGAUGGGAGAGAUGGUGACUCAUCCACAUCUAGCAGAUCUUCAUCUCGAGCUUCCAGUUUAGAUUUAGGCGGUGACAUUGUACAACAAGAAGAAACAGAUUUAGAGGACAUGCAGUCAUUACAAUACGUUCAGAUGACAGUUCCCCAGUUUUGUGGCUGUGUUUUAGACAAAGCUCUGCCACUUCUGAAGACAGGCAAUGAAAAUGUUGUUACACAAUUAUUAUAUCUUGUUAAUCAGAUAUUAGAUAUUUUAUCAUCUGUUAUUACAUUGGAAGUGUGGAAUGAUGUGUCAUCUCCUGCCAGAGAAAUUGUGGAAAAACUAUCUAACAGUUUUGAGACUCUUGGAAAUUUGAUUUUAUAUCAUCACUAUCGUAAUAAUGACCAUGACAAUGAAAGCAAUGACCUUAUUCAACACAGAUUGGCAUAUAUUGGAAUCUGUUGUUUCCUUGCCAGGCUACUCCAGGAAUUUGUUCCAUAUAAAAUGGCAAGAAAUAUACUUCCAACACAGCUUGUAUCAGCUAUAGGAAUAGUUGUGUUUGAUGAGGGGCUUUCUCAAAGUUAUUCUGAUGUACAGAUAAAGCUGCUGGCUUACUUAGAACAAGUAGAUAGAGAGAAAUACAAUGUUUAUGUCUCAGCUUCAAGAGUGUGUCAAUCAAUGCAGAAAACAUGUAAAUUCCUAAUGCUUUGUCAACAAGAGGCUUACCAAGGAAGUUGUGAGUUGGCAGAGUUAGCAGAUGAAUCUAUACACAGUCUACCUUACCAUCUACAUCUUACCCUGGUAUCAGAGUUUGUUAAAUUAUCAUCGUCUGUUUGUGCUAGAUCAGAAAAAAAUACAGAUCUCCAGAUAAACUGUAGAAGUGUUCUUUUGAGGUUUUUAGCUCAUCCUCUGCCCAAAGUUAGACUUCAAACAUACAGUACGAUCUUCCAAGUCAUAAAGGGUUGUUUAAGUGUAGAUGAAGCAUCUGACCCUAAUUCUGAUGCCUGUAUGUUGUCAAGGUUUCUACUGGAUCCUGAUAUACUGUAUGAAAUCUCAGUGUUUGGUCUCAAUGAUAAAGAUACAAAGGUAUCUAAGACAUCUAAUGAUUUAGUAUGCCAUCUGCUGGACAGUCAGUUAUUUAUGACAGAAGAAUUAUGGACAGAGUUCUUGACCAAUUUACACAAGUCAUUACCCAUCAUACAGUCCUAUGCUGAUAGUGACAGUACUUUGGGUAAAUGUAUAAUGUCCAUGAUAGAUCCUUUGAUCUCAACAUGUCCUGGACAACUGCCAUACCUGGAAAAACUUAGAGGCACCUUAAGGGUCAUGUUUACAUCGGACAUAAGGUGUAGAGCUGAAGCUUUGAAGAGAUUAGCCUGGUUCCUAUCCAAUGAAGAGAAUAGCCAGAACAAACAACCAGCAUUUUCCUCUUUAGAUGUAGCUAAUCUUACCAAUAUAUUUAUUGUGGAAACACAAAGAUCUUUAGAUGAAGACUAUGGUCGAUCUGUCUUCCAGGUUGAUGGUUUAAGAAAGGUUUAUGAGAUAUUUAAGUCAGAUUCAGUUGACCCUGGAGUGAAGAAAUCUGCAGUAGACCAGCUUGCCAUUAUAUUACAAGACCAUAACUUACAUUCUCCAUUCAAAAAUGAUGGAGGAGUAAAGGAAAUUAUAAAAUAUAUAAAACUGGGUAUAAUGAAACCAGAUGAAAAUACAAAGAAUGAAAGCCUGCCAUUUGUUCCAUCCUGUGUAACAGUAUUGAGAUAUCUUGUACAUCAUGAUUAUGUUCUUAGACACAAGUUGGCUCAUGACACAGAAAUAUAUAUGAAUCUACUUAGAGUUGCCUUCCUCAAUCAGAACGAUGAGAGACUAUGUUAUGAUGUGGCACAUCUGUUUGUUCUGUUUCUGUUUGAUGAAGUGGCCAAAUUUGAUCUUGGAGGUGGCCAAACUCCAGUGGUAACAUUUUCUAUUCCACAUGUGCUUAAGAAAAGAUUUAGACAGCCAUUCAGACCAAACUGCCAUCAUGAAACAAGUCCCAAUGUAACUCCUCUUGCUUCAGAACCAGAUCCUUUACUGAGUGAUGCUCCUGCAGAAAUGUUGAAAGUAGCAUGGCAUGUAUCAUGGCACAAUGGGAUGGAAAAUCUGCUUAAAAAUUUGAGGCAAAACAAAAAUAAAUCUGAUGGAAAUUUACCAGAGUUUUCUGCAAAACUGCAUCUAAGUUAUAAAGACAAAAUGUUAUUGCAAGCCAGUCAUCUGAAAGAAGGACUACAGCAGGCAAUAUACACUGUAUGCAAUGCCACAUCCCACAGUGGUGUCAGUCAGUCGUUACAUCGUCUGCUCAGCUAUAUAAUGGCAGCAUUUGGUUUUGGUGGAUCAGACAUGUUCUUUUCCAUGGAAUGGUUCAAUAGUAUUGGAAGGUUUUUGAAAGUCACACCUUCAAAUACUACUGAUGAAUCCUUGUUGCAAGAAGUUUUAAGCUUUGUUUCCAUGGCGUUAAGAAUGGCCAAUCAGAUACCAGAUAACACUUUACAGUUGAUAGGAGAAUUGUUGUAUCAAACAUCAGGCCCUCUGAUUGGGUUGUUACACAGAGCAGCAGUCAGAGGAGAAACUAGAGAUGUUCCUGAAAAUGUCAACAUUAAGAGAACCCUUGACAAAGAACUUCUCUCAUUCAUAUCAACAUACAACAGCAAACUACCAUAUUUGUUAUGUAGAAGGUUAAAAAUCCAACAGUUAAGAGGAGACCUAGUGAAUCAGUUAGUACAGAGGUUAAAUGUUACAGAUGCUCCACAUUUUUACAAUCUUGCCUCCCUUGAAGGAACUCUUCAGUGUUUAAUGCAUAUCACUGCAAGACCUGGUUGGAGCCAAGAAAGUACAGAUUUAGAGAGUUACACAUUGUGUGUUAGAGUACUGAACUGUUUAUUGGAGGUAGUAUCAGCAUUCCACAUUGGUCGUGGUGGUACAUCUAUGUCAUACAUGGGGAAAGGUGUUACCAAAGCAGCUACACUAUGUUUGAGACAUUUGUCAUAUGAAAUGGCUACACUCUCAGAGGAUAAGGAUUGGCCUAAACAGUGGGGUCACAAACAAAACCGAACAGGAUCAAGUGGUUUAGAGAAUGGACUUAACUGGAUGUUAACACUCUGGGCAUAUAGAGACCCUGAGGUGAGGACAGCAGGUCUUGGUAUAGCUGUGGCUUUGACCUCUACAGAAGCAGGAAGAAUAAUGAUGACCUUGAACUGUAAACAUAUCCCAGGAGGCAUCUGGGGAGCAGCUUUAAGUAUACUCCUGGACCAUACAGAAUGCAGCAUGGUCAGACAACAGGCAGCAUUACUGUUGGUGAACUUGACUUCACAGAGUAUGCCUUGUGGGACAGUAGAAUUACAAAGUGAUGCAUGGCAGGGACCUAUUGUUACUGAUACUGAAUUUGAGGUAUCAUUGGUAGGACUGAGUGCACUGUUAGCCCUACUUCACCAUAGUCAGUUUUAUUCUGAAGUGUUAGUGAUGUUAUCUAACUUCUAUGCACAACCAGUCAUCCAGCCAGAUAUUUGGAUGCAGACAUCUCAACAAAGUCCAAGAAGUUCUGAAUCCACUUUUUCCUCUGUUGGUGAUGUUUUGUCUGACAGUCAACAACACAGUAGUACACAGUUCACAGACAGAAGACAACUCACCAUGUCAACAACAAGUAGUAGCAGAACUCAACAUAGUGCUCAUGUUCAACAGGGUGACAGUACUGCCAGUUCAAUAGUUCAGGGAGAUGUAGAAUAUCCAAUCAUUGUUACACCAUCUCUUGUGUCAUCUGUGUGUCAAUUCAUCAAAAACAUUGUAGUAUUGGCGCCACAGGAUACUUUUACCUGUUUAAAGAAAGACAAUUUUAUACAGAUAUUUACUAACUUAAUAAAUACCAACCUUUUAGAGGCCUACAUGAAAGAGAUGGAGGAGAGUUGUUUAGAUCAGUAUGAAUUAGUAUUCUGUGACCUACUUCAAAUGUAUGCCAGUGUAUUAGACUUGCUCAGAGCAUGUGUUAUCUAUGACACACCCAUUAGACAAGAUAUACUCAGUAACAACAAUUUUCUACUGGCUACCCUGUCAUUGCUGACCAUUACAUACUCAGGAUCUACAGAUGUGACUUCCACUUGUCAUGAAUUGUGGAUAUCAGUUUUCCAAUUCCUGUCUAUGCUGUUACAGGUCCAGGGAGCCUCAGCGCUGGAGUCCAUUACACAGGCUGUACCUAAUGUAUGGGAUCCACUUUCAGAGAAUGUUCAGAAGAUAUUAGAUGAGAGACUGGACUACAGCAGGAAUUUGUACAUCACAUGUUUACAGUUUCUUUCUGUUCUCUUCAGUGAAGAGGGAAAACUUCAGGGGAGACAACCAGAGUUGUCCAAGUCAACACUAACUAUUACUCAACUGUUAAAUGAAAAAGUUAAUCCAGAUUCUGAAGAUAAGGAUGAAGUUUCUAUAACAACAGGGUGUCGUCUCUGUAAAGCUUUGACUAAAGUGUUUGACUAUUCUAUACUGAAAUCUAACGAUUACAAAAGUCCAGAUAGAAUACAUUCUGCGACAGCUCUCCGGAACCUUCUGGCUAUAUGUGUCACCGCCAAAAGUACUGCUCUUGAUAUGGGUUUGGUAGAGAACAUUAUAGAACAUGUAAAACAGACACAUGCCAAAUUAAACCUAGAAUCUCUACAAAUUAAUAAAGCGAACAAAAAGAAGGAAGAAUCUCAUGUACAGGAACUAAUUUUGACCUUUGACCUGCUACGCAACUUUAUAUUCAAGAGUUUAGAUGCUAAGAUGGCCUGUUUUUACAGUGGACUACACAACAUGGUGCACAGAUUAUGGACCUGGUGCUUAUUGGACUCCAAUCUUUUGUCAUCAUCUUUAGCACUGCUGACAACUUUUGUCGCUAAGUGUCCAACGGCCACAAGUUCAUUGGCAUACUCUAGUCCUUCUGCAACUACAGUUACUACAGCUCCUAAGACACAACAACUAAGUACAAACUCAUUGGUCCAUUGUCUGAUCAAACUAGUAUCUAAAGAUAACAUGAAGGAAUCGCAACUCAAAAUGGUCUUCUCCUUACUGGCCACGCUGACUUUGUCAUCAGAGUGUAGGAAUAUCAUGUUUAAGAGUAAUUUCUUAAGUGAAUUUGCUGAGAUGAACCCUAGAAAGACCAAGAAAACCAAAAAACAACAGUUUCUAGAAGUCUGUUGGUUAGAACUGCUUCUUAAUUUAUCUUUUUCCGUUGAAGGACAACAAAUGAUCUUGAAAAUAAAAGAAUCAGUAGAUUUAUUACUAGACUUUAUGGAAUGUAGUCAGGGAAAACCAGCAGAAGUAUCAACACUUAUUAUCAGAAACUUGUGUUGUCAUUCCAGUAAUAAACCAAAACUUUUAGCCAAUGAUAAAUUAUUACCAGAAAUAAUGAAAUGUGUAGAUGGUGGAAUAGAUCCCUUACAGAGAGUUGCCAUUUCAGCCCUCUGGGCACUUGUGUACAAUAACCAAAAGGCCAAAGUUAUGAUGAAGAAUGCCAAUUUGUUACCCAAACUUCAGGAGAAGAUGAAUAAUAUGUAUAACCAACAGGCAUUACCAGAAAAAUGUUUAACAGACUUACAGUGUGUCAUAGAAGCUGUGUCAGAAUAACAUUGGGACAACUUUAUGUUUUUAAAAAUAUUCAUUACAACAGAAAUAUUGAUGUGUUAACCUAUUUUUAUGCAAGUGGUUAUUUUCAGUUUCAGUUUAUCUAAGUAGUUGGUCUAGUAACUGCUAGAUUUGGACUCUACGAAAGACUUUGGGUAAAAAAUGUUCCUCAAAGUUUUCUAUGAAAAAGGAAUGAUUUUAUAUUUGGUCUUCAUCAUGAUAAUGUGUAGCUGAGGUGUAUAAGCAAUUUUCACAUCUGCCAUUCAGCCACUUCCUGUUUGUCAAUAGUUUAAAAUUUUACACUACUUGUUGUACAAGGAAAACUUCCAUCAAAAUUUUCUUGGCUUCAAUGACUUUAGGGAAUGAUCAGUUAUGCUUCAGUAUACAUGUUACCUCAAUAAAUUGCAUGCAGCAAUGCAGGUCAAAACAGGGUAUUGGUUUUAUAUAAAUUUAAACAAAUUAGAAAGUGGGACUGAGUUAAUCUGAAGAUAAAAUCAUACCAAAUUAGCUGUUUCACUUGAGAACAUUGAUUUCAAUAUCUCUUAGUUGUUUAAGAAAUAGCUUUGGAUGGGAAUUAAAUUUAACUGACCAUUUGCACAAAAAUUGGAAUAACACAUAAGUGUUUUAGUUGUUGAAUUAAUUUUUUGAAUUGUCUUCAAAGAUUGGUUCCUCACUAGGAUUUCUUUUUCAUACUAGUAGAUUUUAAAGUCAGCUAAUCUUCUAUUAUCUAUAUAUUAUAGAGGAUGGUGCUGCCUACUGAUUUAUGAAUAUUCAUAAGUGAUAAAUGUCAAGUCUGAUGGCAGGUGGGUACGACUCCAAUCUAAAUUGACUAGUUUUGUCAUGGUUCUCUACGGGCACUCCAGCUUCCUCCACCAAUAAAAACUGUCUGCAACGAAAUCACCAAUAGUGCUGAAAGUGGCAUUAAACACCAAAUAAUCAAUAAAGUCUGAUUAAGCAUUUUCAUUUAUCAAUGAUGCAUACAAUCAACAAAUAUUUUGAAACCAGGCUUUUUGAUUUUGUCCAGUUGUUUUGAAUUAUUGAGAAUAAGGAUUUUUUUUUCUCUCCCAAGAACGUUUUAUGUUGUGUUGUUCAGCAUAUGAAAUUAAUUGAAUUAAACUAUUUCUGUAUCACUUAUGUUAACUAUACCGUCCAAUUACUUAUUUAUAAACUUUUGUAAUGUUAUAGAAUUAUUUUAUAUUUAUUUGUAUAUUAUAUAUGU
Molecule: messenger RNA, 7912 nt
Organism: Mytilus californianus (California mussel)
Lineage: Eukaryota; Metazoa; Mollusca; Bivalvia; Mytilida; Mytilidae
Product: rotatin-like
Exons: 47
Coding region: 46-6696 (2216 amino acids)
Biological process (GO): centriole-centriole cohesion; ciliary basal body organization; centriole replication
Cellular component (GO): centriole; ciliary basal body; centrosome
Source: RefSeq, a predicted model, not a curated record